Caenorhabditis bovis is the source of this 1443-nucleotide messenger RNA. The record is from the annotation of a GenBank genome assembly. NCBI's taxonomy places the organism in Eukaryota, Metazoa, Nematoda, Chromadorea, Rhabditida, Rhabditidae.
AUGACUUUCAAGGCGCUACUUCUUGAUAUUGAAGGCACCAUAACAAGUAUCUCAUUUGUUAAGGAUGUGCUUUUCCCAUACGCUUAUAACAAUGCCGAGAAAUACCUAGACGAGCACUACGACGAGCCGGCAAUUCAGAUUCUCCUUGAGGAUUUUCGUCGGCUCGCCGAGCAGGAGGCCGAGACGGAUAGCAACGUUGUUCGAAUUCGCGAGCCGCGUCAGAAUUGCAUUGAAGAUGUCACGAAGAAUGUGCAAUAUUGGAUUAAGAAAGACAAAAAGCUGACGACGUUGAAAGCGCUUCAAGGCCUUAUUUGGGAGGAAGCCUAUUCGAGAGGGGAUGUCAAGGGGCAUUUGUACGAUGAUGUCGUCGAAAUUCUGCGCCAACUCCACACCAAUGGUGUCCCGAUUUUCAUCUAUUCGUCGGGUUCGGUGCACGCCCAAAAAUUGCUGUUCGCGAAUUCGACGAAAGGCGAUGUAACGCCGCUGCUGAGCGGCUAUUUCGACACGAACGUCGGCAAGAAGGUCGACAAGGUGUCGUAUGCGAGAAUCAGCGAGACGAUCGGAUGCGCGCCCGGCGACAUUCUAUUUCUCACCGAUGUUGAACAAGAAGCCAACGCCGCCACGGACGCCGGCCUUCAGACGAAACUUGUCAUUCGGCCCGGAAAUGCUCCGCUCAGCGAUGAAGCAUUGAGUAAAUUCGAAACAAUUCAUUCCAUUGAUCAAAUUCUUGAUUAUGACAUGUUAAUUCGAUUGCUGAAAUGUUCACCGCUGCUGGGUAGGCGCUCGAUAUGCACUUCAAGACCGUCGCCAAAUAUUUUCAACAAAAUCAAAUCGUUCUUGCAAGGGGCCGAGAAAGAGGCAUUUGACGAGGAGUGUGUGAAAAAGGCCCAUAAAUGGGAUGGAAUGGAUUUCAAUGAAUGGACGAUCAUCUACAGAGAUCCAGGUGCCAGCAAAACGUUCGCAAUGACAGCCAUAUUUUUUCCGUGCUUCCUCGCCGGCUGCGCAUUAUUCGCCUACGAUGUCGCCAAUAAUAAACCCGACGAUCGAUUCGAAUUCGUAAGACGUCUCGAGAAUGACGCCGAAGAGCUCGGCGCGUUGGUCUGGGCGCCGGCGAUCUCGUUGAUCGCCGUAAUCGCCCUACUCCUGCGCGUCCACAAAUUGCGAUUGUUGAGGAUCUACCAGAAGCGCAACGAUCCUGAGCAGUUCGUGGCGAUCAAGUCGAAAUUUGUUGUUGGUCAAGCAAAGCAUAAUUUUCAUCGCGAUCUCGCCACCGGCUUCUAUUUCGCCGAUGAUCAGUCGGACAUUUUACGGGUUGGCUUGAAUUUCGUUUUUGGCAACAUUCAGGUGGACAAAAAUCGAUUCAUGAUCAUGGAUGACUUCUUCCUCGCCAACAAUUAUAGGACUUAUAUGUUGAAUGAGACCAAUGUGCCGCCUAGGUUAUAA